Messenger RNA from Pelobates cultripes (western spadefoot toad), 1024 nucleotides. The record is from the annotation of a GenBank genome assembly. Lineage: Eukaryota; Metazoa; Chordata; Amphibia; Anura; Pelobatidae.
AUGAGACAGGACGAACGGCAGACUUUGAAGCAGAAUCUGGUAACACUUGAAGUGCUGCUUGGAGUGGAAGAGCAGAGAUAUCAGCUGUUCAUCAGCCGGGUGAGUUGGUUCCCAACACCGUUGCCCCCACUUUUGCUAGCCCAAGGGUUUCCCCAGAGGUGGGCCCCAGUACAGGUUUGGUUGGCAGCAGGAGGGUUGCAGAUGGUAGGCAUAUGGCCAGACAAACGGCAGCUGGGUCCCCUCUUUCCAAUGACAGACGACACUCCGUAAUUUUCCCUGACAGGUUACGGGACCAUAGUGUGUCACCUCCCAGGAUAACGCUAGGGCGAGUCGGGAGGCAAGCUUCAGGGAGUAUGCAUAUAGGGUUGAUGCCGAGGGACAGCUCAGGGGGGCUUUCCUCAUGGGUGGGCAUACCUCGCUGCACUCAGGAGGAUGAUGGCAGGUUCCAUAGGGAUGCUGAUAGAUAUUGGUCUAGGAGCAGUCAUUGUAAGGAGAUGGAUAGCGACAGCAGGGGGUCCCCUUCCGGAUAUGCUGGGGGGGGGGAUUUCAGAUUCCCCUGUUAGGAUAGAGUACCAGAGGCGUUGUGGGUCUAGAUCUAUUAGCAGAAGUUCUCCAGCGAGGAGCGUUGCAGGGGCUUCUUCGCACGCUCACAGCCCUAGGGGUCAGGAUGCCAGUGAGGGAUUAAGUCACGGUUCCCACUCGGGAGUAAGGAAGGUCAGGGAUACUACGGCCAGCCUACCCAGGAUGUCUUCUCCUUACAGGUCACCAAGAUGGUCGCCCACCGAUCGGGUGAGAUCAGGUACUGUAAGGUCGCCAAGACGGUCGCCUACGGAUUGGGUGAGACUGAAUUCGCCAAGACGAUCACCCACGGAUCAGGUGAGACCAUUCGCUGGAAAGUCGUCUAGACGGUUCCCCUUAGAUAGGGUGAGACCUGUGGAUGGGGAAGUACAGCUCAAGCACCAGAGUGCUUGGGUCAGGACAGCAGAUCUUGGUUGACACCACCACAGCCUUUAGCGGAGGGUGA